GACGACUCAGGAGCCGACAAAACUAAUAAAAGCAACCAAGAAAAAAAGGCUCUCCGCAUCAGAAAUCCUUUUUUAACAUUAAAAAUUUCAAUCAUAGAUUCUUAAUUAAGAUUCUCGCCUUAGCUAAUUGAGUAAAACUUACACCGCCUUUCGUAAAUUUUUUAAACUAUUUUCUUUUCUUUUUUUUUAAACACGUACAUGAAAAUUUGGUAUUUGAUCCAGGAGUUCUCUUCCUCACUAAAUCUUCCUCUUCUCAAGCAUCCGCUGCUGCCAAGUUUUUGACGUGUCGAUAUUAGCUUAUUUAAUCAGAGGCUGUGAUUAUAUCUUCUUCACGCUUAUCUGAGAGUUAAAUCUUAGUUUUAUUGAUUCGAGUAUGUUGUGAUGGCAGACCUAAAAGAGCGUUUGCUUCCACCGAAACCUCAAUCGGCUAUAAACAUUAGAGAUGCUUCCUAUCGGCCAUCUGCCUCUGGACGCCAGCCUUUCCAAGGCAUGGAUUUAUCAGGGUUAAAGAAGCGGGGCCAAGGACUCAGAUCUUGGAUCCGUGUUGAUACAUCUGGGAAUUCACAAAUAAUCGAGGUUGACAAGUUCACUAUGAUGCGUCGAUGUGAUCUACCAGCCCGAGACCUACGGCUUCUUGACCCUUUGUUUGUUUACCCCUCGACAAUCCUCGGUAGAGAGAAGGCUAUUGUUGUAAAUUUAGAGCAGAUAAGGUGUAUUAUCACUGCCGACGAGGUUCUACUCUUGAAUUCCCUUGAUAGCUAUGUUUUGCAGUAUGUUGUGGAGUUACAAAGGCGACUUACAAGUGGAGUAGGUGAGGUAUGGCAAUCAGAGGGUCCCGAGUUGAACAGAAGAAGAAGCAGUAGGGGUUUUGACUAUGUAUACGGAAGCACAUCCCCUGAUUAUUUGCCCUUUGAGUUUAGGGCUCUUGAAGUUGCUUUGGAAGCUGCCUGUACAUUCCUUGAUUCACAGGCAGCAGAAUUGGAAAUUGAAGCAUAUCCACUAUUGGAUGAACUUACAUCAAAGAUCAGUACGUUAAACUUGGAGCGUGUCCGUAGAUUGAAGAGCAGACUUGUUGCAUUGACUCGAAGAGUUCAAAAGGUUAGAGAUGAGAUAGAACAGCUGAUGGAUGAUGAUGGUGAUAUGGCGGAAAUGUAUCUUACUGAGAAGAAAAGCAGAAUGGAAUCAUCAUUUUAUGGUGAUCAAUCUUUAAUGGGAUUCAGAUCGAAUGACGGACUUUCUGCUUCUGCUCCAGUUUCUCCUGUUGCUUCACCACCCGAAUUGCGCAGGCUGGAGAAAAGCCUGAGCAUUGCAAGGAGCCGCCAUGAGAGCAUGAGGAGUUCAGAGAGCGCUACAGAGAAUAUUGAAGAGCUUGAGAUGUUACUGGAAGCAUACUUUGUUCUCAUUGACAGCACCCUAAAUAAGUUGACUUCAUUGAAGGAAUACAUUGAUGACACGGAGGAUUUCAUCAACAUUCAGCUGGAUAAUGUUCGAAACCAGCUGAUCCAAUUUGAAUUGCUACUGACAACUGCAACAUUUGUCGUUGCCAUUUUUGGUGUGGUAGCUGGAAUAUUUGGUAUGAACUUUGCCAUACCUAUGUUUGAUGACCCUGGUGCAUUCAAGUGGGUCCUGAUAAUUACAGGGGUUUGCGGGAUCAUCAUAUUCUGUGCAUUUGUGUGGUUCUUCAAGUACAGAAGACUUAUGCCCCUAUGAAAAAAGGAAAUUAAAGAAGAAAAAAACUGUACUUUUGGCAUCAUUGUUACCAAUUUUUAUUUACCCUGAAAUGUAUAUGGGAAUUUAAGAAAACCAAAACAUAAAGCUCUGAUUUUAGAGUCCACUCUUUUUUGUUGCAAUUGCACUUCCAUCUUUCACUGCAAAUGUAACCUUGCAUGGUUAAAAUGGAGAGAGAAGGAAAGAAUGUCGAGACUUGUUGCAGGCCGAUGGGGUAUUCUCAUUUUUGUUGCGUCUUCAAUCAGCUAUUUGUCCUCUUUGGGUACUUAGGCUUCCUCUAAGGUGGUUAUUUGAUGUGGUGUAUAAUAAAUUUGAGGGACAUGUGGGUGCUAAAAGAGGAUAAUACCCAAUUACAGGUCGGUUGGACGUGAUAGAAUUGGCUUAUCACAACAUAACUUUCUUGAAUUCAACUUAGUGUUGUGCAAAAAAGUUUACAACUCUGGUGGAAUUGAAUUUUAACCAAAGCAGUAGUUAUGGGGCUCAUACAGUUGCUUUGAAAGUUGUUUCGCUCACUUGAUUGUGAGGUUUAGCAAAUUAUAUAUAUGCGUAGUUGUUCUUUGGUGUUGUGUAA
Molecule: messenger RNA, 2299 nt
Organism: Gossypium raimondii (Peruvian cotton)
Lineage: Eukaryota; Viridiplantae; Streptophyta; Magnoliopsida; Malvales; Malvaceae
Product: magnesium transporter MRS2-1
Exons: 7
Coding region: 382-1710 (442 amino acids)
Biological process (GO): magnesium ion transport; transmembrane transport
Cellular component (GO): membrane
Molecular function (GO): magnesium ion transmembrane transporter activity
Source: RefSeq, a predicted model, not a curated record